AUACCCCUCCCUACAGCACCUCUGCAGUACGAGCACAGCACAAAGCAAUGACGAAGCCGAUGCUCUUAGGAAUGAAAUAUUCCGCUCCAACUGGGCUGCCGAUACUUUGAAACUUUUAGCUAGUUUGGGCUUAAACCGGUAUAAAUAACAUAAGGUAGCAUCCAGAGUUCGCCGGCUACCCAUCUCCCCCACUUCAACCUCACUGCAAACCUUCCCCCCGGGCUCUUUUGCCAGUGUACUUGUACCUGCUGGCAGCUGCACAUCGGAUCGGUUUCAACAAUUUAUUCACUGAGACGCUGAUCCUACUGUCGAUAGAGUUGUCAACAAACACGGUGGAGAUGUCGUGCCUGCCAGUGCACCCCUGAAGUGUUUCCGGGCGGCUCGACCAUCUGGUAUCCGCUUUUCCCUUCCUGGUGAAGAACUCAGACCUUCCCUUUCCCCAAUAUAACCAGGGCUGGGUUUACACUUACCCGGAUGGGUUCAGUGGCUCCGUUCCCCCUCCUUGGCGUACCCCAUCGGAUUGACCAAGAAAUUCCCGUCCUGCCUUCACUUCCCAGACUUUACCGUUCUUGAACUUCCUCUCGCCCAACGCAAACCUGAAGAUCCGGUACCGAGUGCCUCUUUCUUCACGCCCCUCAAAGAGAGGCAUUCCUCUUGAACCUUCAGGUUGUCCCAUUUUCCGUGUCAGAGCUUCUUGCAUUUUUUCUGUCCGCUUUGAUCGUCUGCGUUCGUUAAUUGAGCCCUCUUCUGAUUUCUCCAAUUCUUGUCCGUUGGUACCCUCACCUACGCCCUCCCCUGCACGGGUCCGCUUCUUCACGUCACCUCCACCUCCACCGCCUCCUACCUCCACUGUCUGUUAUAGAAAAGGGGCCAUUACAAAGGUCAGCAAGGGAUUUCGUUUCUUUUCUUUUUUCUUUUUCUUUUACGAACAUCUCUUGAUUGGCCACUGUUUUUUCCGCUGCUUUUUCUUGGUGGGAGAAAUUCAGGUCUGUGAUAGCAUUCCCGCUGCGCUGCCUCCGAGCUAGCGUCUAAGUUUUCUUUGCAUUUCUUUACAAUUUUUUUUUUUUUUUUUGUCAGGUACAGUCAGCAGAGAAAGAGACGAAGCUUCGGCGUGGUGGAUCGUGUUAUUUUUGGUUGGUCGAAAAGCUCCUGUAAGUCACUGCGCUGCAGACUCCUCUAAGCCCUGGGACUAGCCCAAUCGCACUCCCCUGAACGACAACAAUCAACUUCUUCCCUCGAUUACUAUUUUCUUCAUUCAACCACUGCCCCUCCUACCUCUUUUCCGCCUCACAACCACAAGCGGUCGGAGGGUCGCUGUGGAGAAUAGAAUCGGCAAAAAAAAAGAUUCAAGAACCCGCUUCCCUCCCUGUCCAUUGAGCUAUUCCUUGUCUUCCGGCUCGCUCCACAUUCUCUCGGCUGUGUAACAACUUCUUGGCUGCUGACACCUAUCUGAACCUCCGUUCUCCUGACCACAAUCAUAGAGCUCGCGGAUACUUUUUUGUGCACAUUCAAUUCCGUUGCCCUCUUUUUCAGCCACCACUCAAUAGGUCCUUUUUGAGAGGUAACCCGGAAGCUAGCAUCACACUCAAGGGUUUCCAUACCCUCGAUUUGGUACCUUUCUAUUGACGCUGCAUCCGAGAGCGGUUUGCCGAUUUCCCGGCUCCUCUUGCUACUCGCAUCAACCUCAUAUUGAUACGCCACGAUUGUUCACAAAUAGAUACUUUUUCUGUCAGCCAGCCGAAGGUCACCGGUUCGCUUUCAUUUUUCUUUUCUUCUUCCUACCAAAGUCGGCACGGCGGCUGCCACCCUUAAUUCUUUCCCCUCUUGCAUUCCUUCAUUUCUUAUUGAUCGGCACGAAAGGUAUCUCAUAUGCCUAUCAAAUUCCCCAAGUUCUCUAGAAGAAAAUCCGUUGGGAACGCGUUAGAAGCUGGUUACGAGCCCGCCAAUCCGGACAAUCAGUUCACUCCUUCCCACGAGCCCGACGAAAGCAGGCCCACUACGUACGGCGGUGGGUACACUGGUACUCAGCGUCAGAACCGGUAUGAACAAAGUCCUCCGCUCCCCUGGCUAGGAAAAGCGAGAUCCUUACUAAAGGCGAGCUUUCGUAACAGAGGAAGCGGACACACAAACGGCUCGGGGUAUUCAGGUUCUGAGUACUAUGAUUCCACUGGGUCUUUGAAUAGACUAAGCUCAAGCUCAACACUUCCAUCUGCAGACGCUCCGCGUACACCUGCAUCGGUCGACGAUCCUCGUAACCAGCCUGGCGGACUUUACAAUACUGCAAAGUCACCAAAUUCCAUUGGUGCAUCGUCUGGGAAACGCUCCUUUGGCGGCAAUUACGGUCCUACCUCACCAGGACGAAAAGACAGCAUGUCAACAGCGACACCCCCGAGAUUAGAUACAACCCUUGACACAUCCUCUCUGUUUGGAGAAGACAUGUUCUCCUUCACAACAUCUAAAGCUACGGCUCGUCCAGAAAGCAGCGGUGGAAUGGGUCACACAGCACCAAAAUUGGCAUCCAGCAGCAUCAUCAUCAACACCGUAAUAACUUUGUUCUAACUUAUUAUUAUUUUCACCGGAAAGCUGACAUUGAGUUGCAGAGCGAUAACCACAAUGAUAUCCCCCCAGUACCGCCUCCGAGGUCGUACAAUCCAGCCACUUCGCCGACUGCGUCACGAUUUUCCUACGCUCCAUACAACAAUAUCUACGCUAACCCCUCCCAUAUGGACGGCGAUCGACCUGGGGUCACUGAAUACUCCCCCUACGGUUGGGAUGUCAAGGAUUCGGAUGAGCUGAUUGCCCCAACAAUACCGGCUGCCAGCAACAACUCUCCGCGUAAUUCACGGAAUCUUACCCCUGGUCAAAGUCUCCCAACACCCAGUCAUUCGUAUGCGGACUCGUUAACCACACCAUCUGCACGACAGGGUAGGGGACCUAAGCAGCAUCCUCCAAGAGGCGGAAGCGGUGAUUCUUUAGGGUUGAAGCGGACUAGUGCCGUCAUGCGUCGACAAUCUUUUCCGGAAGACGAGGAUGCCGCGUUAGUCGCGCAAGCUGUUGCCUCUCACAAACACCAGCAAUCCCAGCUUCAAGGACGUCCUCAACCCCAAAAGUCCAGUUCAACUCCCCUGUUAGUUGGCUCGGCCAAAGGUUUAAUGGAUAAAGCCAAGGACAGAGACAGUGGCUGGGAUGAAGGUGUGGCUUCUGGCUCAUCAUCACCCAACAGCUACCCCGGAGAAGGCUCGUCUGCUGCGUUGCGUGAUAAUCGAGGAACUAGCCCUGCAGCUUCAAAAAGAAACGUUAAUACCGAUCACGCGGGAACUGACGCCAUAUCUCAGACCGACAAAUCGGGAACCGGAUUUUCUGUUCAAUUGAGCGAUGGCAAUGAUAUCGAUUUUGAUUCAUCCAUCUCCGCUUCAGCUGCCCUGGCCGUAAAGUAUCAAGAGACCGAGGCCACCAAACCUCAACAAAACAAGGUUAUGACGCCCGCACAAUUCGAACGCUAUCGCCAGCAGCAGGAUCAACAGCGAAGGUUGUCUGGGGACUCGGCUGACUGCAAUGAAUAUGACGGAAGUGAGAGCUCGGAAUCCGAAGAAGAAUCCGAGGCGGAAAGGAAUCGCGAAGCCGCGAAACAGCGACAGAAGCAAGAAGCGCAUCUUGCUGUCUAUCGACAGCAAAUGAUGAAAAUUACGGGAUCUCAGCCCGCAGAGCAGCCGCUCGGUAUGAACUCACGAGGUGCUUCAAUGAGCACAUCAGCUUUGCCUUUGAAUACCUCGAUGCCGCAAUUGAGCCUUCCCGGGCCUGGUUCUAGCGAAAAAGACUCGGAGGAAGGGGACGAGGAGAUUCCCCUGGCAAUUUUAAUGGCCCAUGGGUUUCCGAACAAAAACAGGCCACCAACCCGACUCUCCAAUGCUAGUUCACAGCCUAAUCUCCGACAGGCGGCUCAAAAUCAACAAGAUCCUAGAUUGCCGCCAUUUGCUCGAGGCCUACCCCAAGAUCCUUACAACCUUGGUGCAAGCAUAUUGCACCCUGCAACCAGGAUGUCAAUGGCAUAUGGUGCGGGAAGUGUAUCUGGAUCUGUGGCUGGAUCGGUCUAUGGAGGCCCUUCGGAGACACCUAGCCCUCGACGCCCCGGUGGAUUGAUAGGCGAAAUCAUGAGAACCGAGGAGGCAAAGGCCGCGAGAAAAGGCGGUACUGCUUCAAUGGCAUUCCCUGCGCAGAAAAAUCCCUUUCAGACGGACCCCUUCAGACCUGCAUCGCCUGGUGGCGGAUUAUUGGGUUUGGGCGGCGGCUCGCAACAUGGUAAUGCUGGGAUGAUGGGCAUGGGUGGAAACCCGGGUCUUAUGGGACAGAUGGGUAUGGGCGGUGGUACGAAUGUGGGCGCGGGCGGAGCACCUGGGAUGCCUAUGAUGGGGCCAGGUGCCGCUCCGGCUAGCCAAGGCGAUGCUAUGCAAAUGCAGAUGGCUAACCAGAUGCAACAAAUGAUGAACAUGCAGAUGCAGUGGAUGCAGAUGCAAAUGCAGGGCCAGCAGCAGCAGCAGCAAAUGCUAUCGCCUCCAGUGAUGGGCCAGCGCCCAAUGAGUAUGGCUGGACCUGCCUCAACUGGUGUAUUUUCACUCGGUGGACAGCAUCAACGGACCAUGAGCAUGCUGGAACCCUCAAACAUGCCCUUUCAACAGCCGGCACGCCUACCCCACACUCCGUCAGUAGCUCUCGGUCAGCGAGGGUCAGCGAUGGGAUCUUUACAGCCACAGGGCUAUACACCCUCCAUUGCCCCAUCGGAACGAAGCACUGUUGGACAGCCGUCGAGAUACAGGCCUGUAUCGUACAACCCCGCUGCUGCCGUCAGCCCUGCCGGCGCUAGAACGGUGGCCGCGGUCUCAGGUUCUGGCCAGGAUUGGGGCAAGAAGCCACAUGGACCAUCACAUCUCAAAAACUCGGGCGGAGAGUCGGAUGACGAUGAUGAAGGAUGGGAGGAGCUCGAGAAGAAGCGGAAAGAGAAGAAGGAUGGAUGGCGGAAGAAGAAGGAUACCGGAUUCAAGGGGAUAAUGAGUUUUGGAUCGACAUCUACCUAAUGAGCAGUACUGGCCAUGAAGGAGGUGGUUACGAAGGCGUUGAUAUUGACCUUUACUUUUCUUGUCUUUCCUCAUUUUAUGACGUUUCCUGUUGAACUUUCUGCAUUUUUCUUCAUCCUUUUCUUAGAACAAAAAUUUCGGGAGACAUUGAUGGAUGGAGCUCCUGUUAGCAGCUACAUUCAGGCGCAGAAAAAAUGGGAGGUACGCAAAGAGGCUGGCAGCAAAUUUCGAUUGGUCUCACGCUCAUUAUUCACACACUGGGCGACCAUUUUGCUUCCGUUGGCUCGUCUUUUUGCUGCUUAUCCGAGUCCGAUCGAAACCAUAUGACCGGGGAGGAGGAAGGUCUGGGGCGGCCGAAGGAAUCUCUCCAUGUCCCUCGAUGAACCUCGUUUACCUUGGGUGAGGGAUGAGGGAGGCCUUUCUCGUAUUUCCCUUCAAUAUUUAAUGUAAUUACUGUUCUUCGGCGCCGAUGUUGAUGCUAUUAUAUCUCUCGUUUUUCUUCUCCCCUCCCCCCCUUUUCUACUUUUUUCUUUCUAUAUGUAAAUGGGUUCCUCCAGUCCUUGCGAGUUUUUCAUGCCGAUCAGCACUUGAUUGAGAUUUUAAUGGGGUGGUGAAGUAAUGACUUUAGGUUUGGGUGUCUGACUUGUUGGGAGAGAUGGAAAGGGGGCAUUGAGGGGUACGUUUUUUUUUCGUAUCCGUUUUCGCCCAGCUUCCCCAGUUCUCCUCUGCUUAUUCUCUCUAUUCCGUCGUCUGAUUUGAAUUACCUCUCCUCCCGUCAUUCGUUACCAACAUUUUUUUCCGCUUUACACCGGCCCAGAAAUUUUUUUAUCCCUAAUGUUUGUCGGAUAAGAAGUUUAGGACAAUUUUUUACGCGGAAGAGAUCAGAAUCUGGAGUACUGCUUGUUAUAAAGCAUUGGCCCUUUGGUAUUUUCUCUUUCUGUAUGAAAACUUUUUUUUCUUUAUAUAUAAUGCUGGGACGGAGCUUGGAUAAAGGCCAGGGUGGUGGAGGAAAUUAAUCAUAAUGUACAAAAAGUGGGAAGGUGAAGUUGGUGGUAAGGAGGAAAUUAUCCAGAGGGGAAAGAAACGAGAUGUCCCUACCACGGUAGUAUCUGCUGAACAUGAUUAUUUGUGGUGCGUGCAUGUCCAAUUGGUAUCGUAUCAUACCUUUGUGUGGAUAUCAUAUGAGGAAGGAAGCUAGAUUUGUACCCCAAAGUACAGUUCAGCGUAGUAAAUUUACCAGACAGAGGGGUUGAGUCAUCGUAUUAAGGCACGAAACUUCACUCCGUGUCACUCGAGGGAGGGAACUCUUUUGAAGCAAGUUAUGGUAAAGAACCCAAUCCGGACGAGUUCCAGGGGUAAGGUUCGUCCGAUCUUUGUGCCUGGCGUGAUCUCCUCUCGUCUUGUCUCAUUUAUCAUAUGAAAGUCGAGCCUUCUUCUGCACCGUAGUUGCCGUGCGUUUCCUUGCCCACUACUGUACCUUGGCCAGCCGGGAAGGGCUUAAGGGCUUCAUUAAUUCAUGCAGGUCAGCGGGAGCGAAAAGAGGAUAUUCCCUUUUGGUUAGCUAAUUUAGUUUGGAGAAAGAGAGGGAGAAGGAAAAGGGGUGGGGAUGAUGGAAGGAAGGAAGGAGGGAAGUUUGUUUCCUCAUCCCCUACUUUGGUAUUGUGAUAUGAGUGGAAGAGGAGUCGUUGUAUUGUUUUUAUUCGCAGAUUUUUUUUUGAUGGUCCUGUAUUGUUGUAUUGUGAUUGGACGCGGUUGGGCUCGAGCUGUGGUAUGGUGCUGCUUCGUUCUUUUGUUUCAUUGAAGUGUAUAGUACUUGUAUAGCACUGUAUCGUAUCGUACUGUGAGACAUCCUCAUAUCAUGAUCCGGUUCUGGGGAUUUCUUCUGCUUGUUUUUUUCUUUUUCUUUUUCUUCUUCCAUUUUCUCUUGGAGCUGCCGAGGGAAAUCUCUUGAGGUGAGACAAUUCAAACGGGUCUUUCCUUCUACCGCACAAUACCGUACUUUACAGUGCUGUGGUGAGUACAGUACAGAAAACUCCCGACUUUUCCUUUUUUUCUCUUUUCUCUCAUUUUCCUUUUCCCCUUCUCGCCAAACUCCCAUCCUUACCGUGCUCUACCGUACCCAAGUGCCACUCUUUCAUUUUUUAUUCCUAUUUACAGCAUCCUUUUAUUCUUCUCUUCCUCCUCUCCUUCGUCUCCAUUUCACAGCCACUAGUCCACCAGCCGGCCAGCCAACAAACAGGUUACGCAUCAUAUCAUACGUCGACAGAUAGACAGACAGGCGGACAGACAGCUAGCAAGCAAGCAGGCAACCUUCCACUAUUAACUGACUACCGCGCCUUCCAUCACACUCUCUCCUCCUCGCCAUCUGCCAAACUUCCUUUUCUAUUUCCUUUCUUUCUUGACUUGACUUGACGGCUUUGCAUAAUUAUUCCG
Tuber aestivum (summer truffle) is the source of this 7505-nucleotide messenger RNA. The record is from the annotation of a GenBank genome assembly. Lineage: Eukaryota; Fungi; Ascomycota; Pezizomycetes; Pezizales; Tuberaceae.